This is a messenger RNA of Paecilomyces variotii, 1680 nucleotides long. Its product is annotated as putative MFS transporter. NCBI's taxonomy places the organism in Eukaryota, Fungi, Ascomycota, Eurotiomycetes, Eurotiales, Thermoascaceae. The coding region runs from base 153 to 1478 and encodes 441 amino acids. Gene Ontology annotation, biological process: spermine transport; transmembrane transport; spermidine transport. The transcript is spliced from 4 exons. Gene Ontology annotation, molecular function: spermine transmembrane transporter activity; spermidine transmembrane transporter activity. The record is from RefSeq and is a predicted model, not a curated record.
AUCACGGCCGGACAGUAGAUGUUGAGAAGUCGGCAGAACAACCAAGUGUGUCCUCGAAUACCUCGAAUCAGCCUCCGUCGCAGAUAACUUUUGAUGGCCCAGAUGACCCGGAAAAUCCUCAUAACUGGGGAAUAUGGAAAAAGGCCUAUACAAUGUCAAUUCCCGGUCUCAUGGGCCUUGCAGUGACGUUUGGUUCGUCUGUAUACUCGCCUAGUGAUGCAGAGGUUGCAGAAAGGUUUCAAGUCAGCAAUACCGUGGCAUUGCUGCCCAUUACACUAUACACAUAUGGUCUCGCUUGUGGUCCAGUGAUUGCUGCUCCUCUCAGCGAGACCUACGGUCGGCGGUUCAUCUAUAUAUUCUGCAUGCCUAUUUCUCUUAUGUUUACUUUGGGAGCUGGCUUCUCCCAGAACUUGGCCUCUCUGCUGAUCUGCAGGCUACUUGCCGGUAUACUAGGGUCACCUCCAUUGGCAGUAGGAGCAGGGACAAAUCUCGACAUUUGGGCACCGAUGCAUCGCGCAAGAGCGGUAUCCUUGUUUCUAGUAGCCCCAUUCCUGGGACCAGCUCUUGGACCCGCAGUCGGCGGUUACGUAGCCGAAUUCAAAGGCUGGAGAUGGACGCAAUGGACUACUAUAUUUCUCGGGGCGGCCGUCUGGAUAUACUCACUGGGGGCAAAAGAAACGUACGCAAAGAUUAUCCUGGCUAAACGGUUGAAGAAACUGGGUAAACCGCUGCCGCGCAGUCCUAUACCAGAGGGUCUACCUGCGAUCAAAUUCCUUCUGACCGUCACUCUGGCGAGACCGAUCCAUAUGAUUCUGACCGAGCCAAUUGUGGGACUGUAUUCUUUGUACGUCGGCUUCAAUUUCUCUGUCCUCUUCUGCUUCUUCGCCGCAUUCCCUCUGGUCUUCCGUGGUCUGUAUAAAUUUUCAGUGGGCGAAGCAGGAUUAGUGUUUCUUGGUUUAUCGGCGGGAUGCGCGGCGGCUGCCGCAAUUUUUCUAAUUAUCGACGACUUCGCGUACAUUAGACGCGCCUUGCGAAAUCGUGCUGCUGGCGGUGAUGGUACUAUUGCCCCAGAGAAUCGCUUAUAUGGUGCGAUGCUGGGAAGUGUCCUUUUGACAGUCGGGCUCUUCUGGUUUGCCUGGACUGCCCGCGCCGAUAUUCACUGGAUCAGCUGCGUCAUAGCGACUGUCUUCUUUGCAUGUGGAAAUCUACUGACCUUUACCUCAUGUGCGCUAUACCUGACAGACGUGUAUGGACCGCUGAACGGCGCAUCCGCGAUGGCUGCGAAUGGAAUCGUGCGGUACAUGCUGGGCGGUUCCUUCCCGCUAUUUACGGUGCAGAUGUACGAGAAGCUGGGGAUCGAUUGGGCCACCAGCCUUUUGGCCUUCGUCUCUCUCGCACUCCUUCCUGUUCCGUGGCUAUUCUUCAAGUACGGAAGUCUGAUUCGAAAGAAGAGCGGCUACGAUGUGGCCUAUCCUUGAAUGAACAAAAGUCAGCAUAUUUCGUGGCUAUGCAUUGCAUAUGAACUCACUUUGAAGAAUUCAUUUCCCGCUACCAGCUCAUCUUGUCCCUGCAUGACGCCAAGUCAGAUUUACCUGACACCCGUGAUGACGUCCUACGAGUGCCCUCCUCCAACAUCGUUAUCUGGCGUGUGUUUGCUGUACUCCGUAAUCAUAAAUCAUA